AUGCUUCGUGAGGCAGCACCGAUUAUUACGUCAUCCUUGACCCACAUUUUUAAUGAUUCGUUGAAAAAAGGUGAAUUUCCCGAUGCUUGGAAACUAGGUUAUGUUUGUCCUAUUUAUAAAUCGGAUGAUAGACAACUACCUAAUAAUUAUAGACCUAUUACUCUCCUAAACUAUUUCAGUAAAGCGUUUGAUCGAGUACCACAUGAUGGUUUAUUACUGAAACUGGAAAGUACUGGGUUAUCUAAACAAUUAUUAUUGUGGAUGGAAAGCUAUCUUAGCAAUAGAAAAAUUAUAACAGUUGUAGAAGGCUCGACAUCAGAUGAGUUACUGAUAUUUUGGAACCAAUAUUAUUGGUCACCCAUAAUAUUGGGUAAUUCAUUUUAG
Molecule: messenger RNA, 384 nt
Organism: Didymodactylos carnosus
Lineage: Eukaryota; Metazoa; Rotifera; Eurotatoria; Philodinida; Philodinidae
Source: the annotation of a GenBank genome assembly